CACCGGAUUUGGUAGUUGGCCCCUAGUUCAAGUGCAGACGGGACCGAGAUGAAGCAAUUUGUUGUGUUGUCAAUGGCGGUGGCCAUUGCGCUGGGAGCGGCCAUCGAGCGGCCCACGAAGGAAGUGGACGUCAACGAGGACGGUUCGGACGCCAAGGUGCACGAGAAGCGAGGACUGAUCGAUUACUACGACCAUGGGUACAAGCAUCAGCAGAUGCAGCACGGCAGUCAUGAACAUCAGGAGAAGCCAGAAAUGCAGGGUGGAUUCAAGCCUUCGUUCGGAUAUGAAGUCGCGGAGGAGAACUACCAGCACUUUAAGGAUCAUUACUUCCAGCAGCAACACGAGCGUCAACAGAACAGCCAGCACGACUGGAAGAACGACAAGCACGUUGUCAUCACCCGAACGAAGAAGGUUCCAGUGCCGUACCGCGUAGAAGUCGAGAAGCACACGAUCAUCGAGAAGAAGAUUCCAGUGCACAUUGACCGCCCGGUUCCGUACCGUGUCGAAGUCGAACGUAAAGUGCCCGUGUACAUCGAGAAGAAGGUUCCAGUUCAUGUAGAUCGCCCUGUGCCAUACCCAGUUAAGGUCCCAUACGCAGUCGAAGUCGAGAAGAAGGUCCCAGUGUACGUUGAGAAGAAGGUCCACGUUGAUCGUCCAGUCCCGUAUCGCGUCGAAGUGGAAAAGAAGGUUCCAGUCGUCGUCGAGAAGAAAGUCCCAGUCCAUGUCAAUCGGUACGUCCCGUACCCAGUGGAAGUCAAGGUUCCCGUAGUCCACAAGGUCGAAGUCGAAGUGCCCAAGCCAUUCACCGUCAAGGUCCCGAAGCCAUAUCCGGUGUACAUCGAGAAGGAAGUCAUCAAGCACGUCGAUCGCCCCGUCACAGUAGAAGUGGAGAAGAAGGUCGAAGUUCCUGUUUUCCACAAGGUCGAAGUCCCCAGACCGUAUGCCGUCUACAUCAACAAGCAGAUCCUGGCCGACCAGCACGACAAAGAGCAUGCCCAUCACCACGAACAUCAUCAUGAGAAUCAUCAUGAACAACAUCACCAUGACGAGGAGGAGAACAAGCCAGUGGCCCUCAAGGUGACCAAGUUCGUCGAGGAAGAGCAUCACGAGCAUGAGCAGCACCCCCAGUCGAACGAGCACCACUCGUACCAGGGUGAAGAGUACCUGCCCCGUCAGCACCAGCACCACCAUCAAGCCCAGGAGCAUGAUCAUUCUGUCGCUGAACACCAGGUUCAGCACAACAAUGAACAUGCCGAUGAUAGCGAGGAACAUCACCAGCAGCACUACCAAUACCAGCAGCAGCAGCAUCACGAGCAUCACCACCAGCAGCAGCACGAACAGCACGAGGAGCACCAUCACAUUCCGACGCACCACAAGCGUGAGUCCAAGCAGUAAACGGUGACCUUCUGCUG
This is a messenger RNA of Culex quinquefasciatus (southern house mosquito), 1412 nucleotides long. Its product is annotated as titin. Lineage: Eukaryota; Metazoa; Arthropoda; Insecta; Diptera; Culicidae. The coding region runs from base 49 to 1395 and encodes 448 amino acids. The record is from RefSeq and is a predicted model, not a curated record. The transcript has 2 exons.